UUUGGUUCAAGUUUUCUCUGCGCGCUACACAGCCCUGCGCAGGGGCGAACCGAUAGGACACAGGGGCUCCCCAGAAGCGGCACAAAAUCCAUUAACAUCUCUCGCUGUCGCUCGGUUUAAUAUUCAAAGCUAUGGGUCGGCUAAGGCAAAACUGGUUGAUAUGGCUAACGGUCCUGGAUCUCUGCACCAGCGCUUUAGGAAUUAGCCGGCAAGAGUUGUUUCCCUACGGCCCGAGCGCCGGGGAUGAAGUGCUCCAACCGGGGAAUGAUGAGACGCGCGAGUUUACACUGGAGCACCCACUGAUGUUUUAUGAAGGCAAAUUCAACAAGAUCUACGUGAACACCAAUGGCUUCAUCUCCACGGCAAAACCCACGAAGGAGCGCAGCUACCUGGGCAAGAUGCCAGCCAGCUUUGGCAUGAUCGCCGCCCUGCAGGGCGACCUGGACACCAGCGAUGGCGUGGGCAAGGUGUACUUCCGACAGGACCUGAGUGCAGCCACUCUGCAGCAGGCAGGGGACCACAUCAGCCGAGCCUUCCCAGACGACGACGAGGUCACGCCCACGCACUCGCUCCUCGUCACCUGGGUGGACGUGGCAGCCCACGAGCCCGAGUCGCGAGGAGACGGCCUGCAGAACAGGAGGAACACGUUCCAGCUGGUGAUUGCCUCGGUGGAGUCCACCUCCUAUGCCAUCCUGCUGUACCCGAGGCACAGCCUGCAGUACUCCUCCACCCAGGCUGCCGUGAUGCAGGCCGGCUUCAGCAAGGGCAAGACGGGGCCCUCCUUCUGGGCCAGGCAGGGGCCCUACUAUCGCACCACUGGGGACGACGAGGCCUCCGUUCAGGAACUUCCAGAGAAGACUAACUCUGGAAAGCGCGGGGUGUGGGUGUACGAGAUCGGCACGCACCCGUACUUCACCAACGUGGCCCCCGGGGAAGUGCCCUACCUGCCCCCGGAGGACGCAGAGGAGGAUCGUGCUGCUCCCCCCUCUUACCCCAACCUGCACCGCCAGGGCCAGCAGCAGGUGCUGGAGUACCCCACCUACAACCCCAUCGCCGAGGAGCUGCUGGAGGACGUCUACAGGGGCCAUGCUCACCCCUUGCCCAUCCACCCCGUGCAGUACGAGCCCCAGCAGCAUGCGGACGACGUCGCUCUCCUGGACAGUGACAUUCAGGUCAAUGUGUUCUCCUACAACUCGGAGACGUGCGAGAACAACAGGCAGAAGUGCUCCCCGUUCGCCGACUGCACGGACCACGCCAGCGGCUACUGCUGCCACUGCAGGGCCGGCUACUAUGGCAACGGAAAACAGUGUGUGCCCGAAGGGAAACCGCAGCGGAUGAACGGCAAGCUGCACGGCAAGGUCUUCGUGGGCAGCGCCAGCUACCCCGUGGACUUUGCCAGCAACGACCUGCACUCGUACGUGGUGUCCAAUGAUGGCCGCGCCUAUGUGGCCAUCAGUGCCAUUCCCAUCAGCGUGGGCGUCUCCCUGCUGCCCCUCUCGGGCAUGGCCAGCGCCAUCGGGUGGGCUUUCGCCCUCGAGCAGCCCGGAUACAUCAACGGCUUCAGUAUCGUCGGGGGAGAGUUCACGCGUAAGGCCGAGGUGACCUUCCUGGAGGGUGGCGAGAAGCUGACCAUCACCCAGGAGUUCAAAGGCAUCGACCAGCACGACCAUCUGGUGGUUGACACCCAGCUGGAGGGCCGGGUCCCCGAGCUGCCUGCGGGGGCAACCGUGCAGAUCGACCCCUACACAGAGAUCUACCAGUACUCGAACAACAUCGUUACAUCCUCGUCCACACGCGAGUACGUGGUGAGCCUGGAGGACGAGACGACGCAGACACGGCGGUACCAGUGGAGGGAGACCAUCACCUACCAGAGCUGCCCCCACAACGAGGCCCCGCGCAAGGCCCCCACCACGCAGAUGCUGCGCGUGGAGAACGUCAUGGUCAUGUACGACACCACGCACCAGCUCAUGCGAUACGCCAUGAGCAACAAGAUCGGAGACAUGAACGGUGGGGGUGGUGAGGGAGAGAACCCCUGCUACUCAGGCCGUCACGGGUGUGACACGAAUGCCAUGUGCCACGCUGGAGAGGGCAACCAGUUCACCUGCGAAUGUGCCACUGGCUUCACUGGUGAUGGGCGCAUCUGCUACGAUAUCGACGAAUGCAAGGACUCCCCUCAGGUGUGCAGUGCCCAUGCCGUCUGCAACAACCAGCCCGGAACUUUCCGUUGUGAGUGUGUCGAGGGCUACCAGUUUGCUAGUGAUGGCAAUACCUGUAUUGAGAGCGGCCGUCCAGUGAACCACUGCAAGGAGGGCAGCCAUGACUGCGACAUCCCAGAGAGGGCCCAGUGCAGCUACACCGGCGGCUCCGCCUACGUCUGCUCCUGCCUGCCUGGAUACGUGGGAGACGGACGCCACUGCUCAGACAUUGAUGAAUGCCAGCCAGGCAGGUGUCAUGCUGAUGCUGACUGCUUCAACACAGACGGCUCCUUCUCCUGCCAAUGCAGGCCCGGUUACUACGGCGAUGGCUUCCACUGUUCCUCUGAGCGAGAGAAGACUCGCUGUGAGACCCACAGAGACAGCGCUCUGGGUGUCACGGUGACGGGCCCCAGGGGCCCUCGCCCCCCCCUCCCUGGCCAGUACGUGCCCACCUGUGACGUGGAGGGCAACUACGAGCCCAUGCAGUGCCAUGGCAGCCUGGGACAGUGUUGGUGCGUGGACCUCGACGGCCUGGAGAUCACUGGCACACGCACCGGACCUGGCAACGCACCCAACUGUAAUGGAGGGCCAGGCCCCGAGGUGAGGCCCACUCCAAGGCCGGAUAUCUACCCUCUGCCAUCGGGCACCAACCUGCUCUUCACCCAGAGUGGCAGGAUCGAGUUUGUGCCCCUGGACGGCUACAAGAUGAAGCAGAACGAUGCCAAAACGGCACUGCACCUUCCAGAGAAGGUGGUGGUUGGGGUGGCAUUUGACUGUGUGGACAAGAUGGUGUACUGGACGGAUAUUACCACUCCCGCCAUCAGCAAGGCCAGUGUGGAGGGCGGUGACCCUACCCCAGUCAUCACUGCAGACCUGGGUAGCCCCGAGGGCAUUGCCAUAGACCACAUGUCGCGGACCAUGUUCUGGACGGACUCCAUGAAGGACCGCAUCGAGGUGGCCUCGCUCGACGGCACUCAGCGCCGCGUGCUCAUCGACACAGACCUGGUCAACCCCCGAGCCAUCGUCGCCGACCCUGUCAAUGGGUAUCUGUUCUGGGCCGACUGGAACAGGGAGGCCCCUAAGAUUGAGACUUCACACAUGGACGGCACCAACCGUAGGCUGCUGGCAGGGGACGGCCUGAGUCUGCCCAACGGCCUGACCUACGACCCCCAGACCUCCCUCUUGUGCUGGGCAGAUGCCGGUACCCACAAAUUAGAAUGCAUGAACCCGUCGCAGCGAAACCGCAGGGACGUGUCAGAGGCCAUCCAGUACCCCUUUGGCCUCACCACAUACGGCAAGAACCUCUACUACACCGACUGGACCAGGAAUGCUGUGAUCAUGCUGGACCGCCACACAGGAAGGGAAACAGAGGAGUUCCAUCCCCAGAAAAAGUCUCGUCUAUAUGGUAUAACAGCAGCUUACGCCCAGUGCCCCUCUGGCCAAAAUUAUUGCUCCGUGAACAACGGUGGCUGCACACACUUGUGUUUAGCGACACCUGGUGGCCGCACGUGCAAGUGCCCGGACAAUGCCGUCGGAGUAAGCUGCGUGGAGAGCUAAGGGAAGUAGUGAAGUCAAAAUAAGAGGGGACCAGAGGAAACGACACCCAGCAGAGCAGAACAGGACGGGACCAGCCAGCCCUCUGAAGCUGAGCUCGCCCCCACCGUACACUCGACAACGACUCGGUUUCUCAACAUGCCACUGAAUCAUGCACUCAAACUGCUGUGUGUUCAAAUGUUUUAUUUUAUAUAGCCAGUCACAAUUUAUGUGUUUUUUUGUUAUUUUCAAACAAGCGAUAAUGUUUAUUUUUUAAAUCAUAUGAAUAAUAUUUCACUGAUAAUAUUUGUACAUAAGCCCAUAUCCUGAAAUAUGUUAUUGUUAUGGUGCUAUUAUAUGGGAAUAACGGGAGUUUAGAAAUGUCAAGAGAAAUGAUAACUGUGAAGGUUAGCUUAUGUCAUUGGAUCUAUGACCCGUAUUUUUAAAACAGGCCCCCAGUCAACCUAUGGGGCAACACUGAAUUGAAGAACCUUUUUGCACUGUUGUGCAUUGAAGUAUUUCCCUGUUUAAACAGCUGCAUUAAAGAGAGAUGUUCACCUUGUACAGCUGUGCAAUAAAGGUUUGAGGCUAUUUUCUA
Engraulis encrasicolus (European anchovy) is the source of this 4326-nucleotide messenger RNA. It is a transcript of the gene nid1a, whose product is annotated as nidogen 1a. Lineage: Eukaryota; Metazoa; Chordata; Actinopteri; Clupeiformes; Engraulidae. Gene Ontology annotation, biological process: cell-matrix adhesion. Gene Ontology annotation, molecular function: calcium ion binding. The transcript has 21 exons. The record is from RefSeq and is a predicted model, not a curated record. Bases 132 to 3752 code for a protein of 1206 amino acids.